Molecule: messenger RNA, 774 nt
Organism: Limulus polyphemus (Atlantic horseshoe crab)
Lineage: Eukaryota; Metazoa; Arthropoda; Merostomata; Xiphosura; Limulidae
Exons: 2
Coding region: 1-774 (257 amino acids)
Cellular component (GO): cytoplasm
Molecular function (GO): protein binding
Source: RefSeq, a predicted model, not a curated record
AUGUUGCCAGAGUCACCUCAGAAGUCCACAGAAUGCAGUCCAUCCAUCACUGCUGAUCCAGAUCCGAGAAACGAUGUGAAACCGAAACUUGUGAAAUGUCACAGUUUUCUUGAAUCUGAAUCUUACCUUGAGCCACCAGCCAACAAGCGAGUUCCGGCACUGAAUGUCGACCACUCAAAUAAAAAUCGACAGAGCUCGAAGGAACGUCAAGCCGAACGCCCAACCUACGUUAAGACUAACUUUCCUUCUCUUUGUACAGAGCUGAGCAAUGACGAAAAACGAAGAGAGUCUGUCUCGUCAGGGUCACGUUCUCCUCGCUCGCCAAUCACUAAGCAGCAAAUAACUUUCAAAAAGUCUCCUUCAUUCACCUCUCAGCAUAAUGAUGGCAGUUUGAGUUUCGAGGAAGAUGAAGGAGUGCCCCUGGAGGGCAGCACCUCCGCAUCAGAUUUCAAGAACAAAUUUCCAAGUAAAGACGAAUGUUAUACUGACAAAGACCGUGCGGCUAGCGUCGUGUUUGGAACCAAGGACAUUAAAGUUAGCUUGCAAGACAAGCGAGAACGUGAAAUUCGGAAAAUGAAACCCGGAGAAAAAAAAUCAGUAAUUUAUUACAGUCAAGGAGAGCACGAGAUUCGACAGGGAAGAAUAAAAACCGCCAUUCAGUUUUUUAGCAAGGCCUUAUACCUUAACCCUGCCAACAAAGAUUGUUUAAUAGCACGCUCCAAGUGUUUCUUACAACUAAGUGAUAAAGUAAGUCAAAGUUAUUUCUUACCUUAG